GACAUAUUUUUGGCCAACGGUUGUCUUCAGUUGUCUUCCUUCUCGAGAAUUCCCAGGUAGCACAUAUAUGUCCAAUCGGUACCUAUAAGUCACCGUUUUUAGGUUGUCUUUUGGAUUUUACUGAAAGGUAUACAUAUAUUGCUACCUGGGUAGUAAGAAAGUUAAUUUGAAAUUGCGCCACUAGAUUUGCUUAGAGGCGGCAGUUCAAAAAAGAUUUCUUGUUUACACAUCAAAGCAAGCUUGAAUUAAAAAUUUACAAGGUACCAAUGUAUUUAACAGUGCAGGCUGCGUAAAUUCGUUGCCACAGUAAUUGAAACACACAAUUGAAAUUCUAUUAUUAAUGAGAUUCAGUUUGUAUUGUAGAAAAUUUAUUCGCUGGAUCUUGUUCUUUGCCAGUUAGGUUAUUUGAUCUUUAAGAUCCUACAUGAGGUUUGAAUAAUUUAUAAUCAUUGAAUUCAUCAAUUCUUCAGAAUCCACAUUAAGAUGGAUGAUGAUAUCGAUACUAUUGCCUUCUAUGACGAUGAGGAAGAAAUGUGCGAAAAUGGAUGCAAUAAUGAGGGAUACACCGAUGACAAUGAUUUUGAAUAUGACUAUGAUUUAUAUUCUGAUGGUGGAAGCGAAACGAUUCCAAGGUUGAUACAUUAUUGCCUUAAACCAACAUUGUAUGAUGCUGCAAGCUACAUGGUUCCAUUGCUUGUAGCAUCACUGGCAUUUAAAAUAUUUGCACAAUCCCAAUUUACACCAUGCAGGAUAUUCCAUGGAAUUUCUGCGAUUACAGGACUCUAUGUGGUACAACAUUAUGUUCCUGAAUGUUUGCACUUGAUAAUCAUACUAAUAGCAGCAACGUAUAUCAGCCUGUACAUACCAGAAAAGUAUUAUAAAGGGAUAAAGGCAUUUUUACCGAGUAUUUUGGUCAUAUUUUAUUGUGAAUUAUGGAUGAAACCAGCUGAAUGGCAUAAAGUGCGCAGCGUCAUCAUGGUUGCAGCUAUGAAAGCUGUAAGUGUAGCCAUGGACAAUAUAUAUAUUGAAAAGAGGCCCAACCUUUGGGAAUAUUCUGGUUAUAUGCUGUGUGCAUCGACCUGUCUUUUUGGGCCUUGGAUAUCGUUUAAAGACUAUGUUGCUCUUUAUCACAGAAAUCAUUGGACUGCCUGGUGGGCAUUGGCAACCAUUGGUAAUCUCUUAAUAUCAUUUGUCUUCCUAAGUAUAUCAAACUGCUGGACACAAUGGAUGCUAUCAGCAAAUGCUGGAAAAUGGCUUGUUGCUUAUCGAGACGCAUUGGCCUUCAGAGCAUCACAUUACUUCAUCUCCUAUACAGCAUCAGGAAUUUUGCUUCUAGGAGGCCACCCAGUAUCUCUGACAACGAUAACAAAGCCCUUCCAAAUUGAGUUGCCACACUCUCUCGUCCAAGUGGUUGUAUGCUGGAACAUUCCAAUGCAUUUCUGGCUAAAAACUUAUAUCUUUCGUCCCAGUGUGAUGCACUUGGGAAAAUUUGGCGCUGUGAUAGUCACGUACUUAACUAGCUCUCUUCUGCAUGGAUUAAACUUUCAAUUGGCAGCUGUACUUCUCAGCCUUGGAUUCUAUACAUACGUAGAGUUUCAAUUAAGAUCCAUUCUGGCCAAUACCUUCGACGCAUGCAUUGCAUCAAAACGUUGUUCAGAUCGGAAAUGUUCCCACGCGCGAACAGUCAGCAAUUGUUGGUGGGUGACCGUGACAAAUCUAGGAUUUUCAGCACUAUCCGUUUUCCAUCUAGCCUAUUUAGGUUUGGCAUUUGACACGUCAGAAUUGCAGGAAACCGGUUACAGCUAUGCCCACACUAUGGACAAGUGGUCGCAAUUGGGAUUUGCUAGCCAUUGGGUAGCACUUGCUACAUAUUGUGCUUAUUUUUUAAUUAGGUAAUUAUUGCAACAUCUCUUUUUCCCGUCGUGUAUACAUAUGUCCUUAUUCUCAUUGACAGUUUCAUUAUUUCAACAAUUAGCACCUUCAGUAUUACAGCAAUUGUUUUAACGCAUUUAUUAUGAUAGGAUAAGGAAACUUUUAAGAAAUAGAACAGCAAGAAUCAUAUCGAGCUGCAUUUUCAAAGAUAUGUGUAACUUUGUAUACUUUUGUAUGAUAAAUAAAUCUAUUUUUAUUGACCAGUU
Messenger RNA from Cephus cinctus (wheat stem sawfly), 2138 nucleotides. RefSeq names its product protein-serine O-palmitoleoyltransferase porcupine (gene por). Gene Ontology annotation, biological process: lipid modification; Wnt protein secretion; canonical Wnt signaling pathway. The transcript has 7 exons. The record is from RefSeq and is a predicted model, not a curated record. Gene Ontology annotation, molecular function: palmitoleoyltransferase activity; Wnt-protein binding. NCBI's taxonomy places the organism in Eukaryota, Metazoa, Arthropoda, Insecta, Hymenoptera, Cephidae. The coding region runs from base 484 to 1896 and encodes 470 amino acids. Gene Ontology annotation, cellular component: endoplasmic reticulum; membrane.